Molecule: messenger RNA, 2790 nt
Organism: Numida meleagris (helmeted guineafowl)
Lineage: Eukaryota; Metazoa; Chordata; Aves; Galliformes; Numididae
Gene: ATCAY
Product: ATCAY, caytaxin
Exons: 13
Coding region: 330-1418 (362 amino acids)
Biological process (GO): apoptotic process
Cellular component (GO): cytoplasm
Source: RefSeq, a predicted model, not a curated record
GGACACCCCCACUCUGUCACCACCGCCAUCCUCCCCGCACACAAAGCGCCGCAAUGAGCUGAGUUCCGAGCGCCGCAGAAAACAGCGGAACACCUCCGGAGGCGGAGAAGGAGCCGCCAUGGAAGGAUACAAAACGCAGCCCUCCGCUCCCCCCCAGUGACACCCCCAGAGCGGAUCCUGCAGCGGGGGCCCACCUGGAUGCAUCCGCGCAUCCCCGCAGCCCCCGAGCGGCGAUCCCGGGGGGAAUGCGCGGCGUCGCUCCCCAUUAGCAGCGGCGGCGCCUGAGCCCUUCCUCGAGGGAAACGCUGCGCAGCCGCCGCCUGAGCGCGAUGGGAACCACAGAAGCCACUCUGCGGAUGGAGAACGUGGAUGUGAAGGAGGAGUGGCAGGACGAGGACUUCCCCGGACCUCUCCCAGAAGAGACCGGCAUGGAGUCGCUGGGCAGCCCUACGGAGGACGAGCACACAUCCUCUCCCCCACAUACGUUGAACUUUAACGGGGCGCACCGUAAGCGGAAGACACUCGUCGCACCCGAGAUCAACAUUUCCCUGGACCAGAGUGAAGGCUCCAUUCUGUCCGACGACUUCUUGGACACGCCGGACGAUCUGGAUAUCAACGUGGACGACAUCGAAACGCCCGACGAGACGGAUUCCCUCGAAUUCCUAGGGAACGGGAACGAGCUGGAAUGGGAAGAUGACACUCCCGUGGCCACGGCCAAGAACAUGCCCGGGGACAGCGCGGAUCUGUUCGGGGACGGCGGGACGGAGGACGGGAGCGCGACCAACGGGCGGCUCUGGAGGACGGUCAUCAUCGGGGAGCAGGAGCACCGCAUCGACCUGCAGAUGAUCAAACCCUACAUGAGGGUGGUGACACACGGAGGAUACUACGGGGAAGGACUCAACGCCAUCAUCGUCUUCGCUGCCUGCUACCUGCCAGACAGCAACCUGGCCGAUUACCACUACAUCAUGGAGAACCUCUUCCUCUACGUGAUCAGCAGCCUGGAGCUGCUGGUGGCCGAGGACUACAUGAUCGUGUACCUGAACGGAGCCACGCCGCGACGGAGGAUGCCGGGCCUGGGGUGGCUGAAGAAGUGCUACCAGAUGAUAGACAGACGGCUGCGGAAGAACCUCAAAGCCCUGAUCAUCGUGCAUCCCUCGUGGUUCAUCCGGACGGUGCUGGCCAUUUCCAGGCCCUUCAUCAGCGUGAAGUUCAUCAGUAAGAUCCAGUACGUUCACAGCCUGGAGGAGCUGGAGCAGCUCAUCCCCAUGGAGCACGUGCAGAUUCCAGACUGCGUCUCGCAAUAUGAAGAAGAGAGGAUCAAGGCCAGAAAAGAAAGGGCGGAAGAGAAACAAGACAUGGCUGAAAGGGAAAGCAGGUCUGUGCCCCCCGUGGAGGAUCAAGAAACCAGCAUGCCAUGAACGGAGGCAGCGCGGGACCAAGGGAGCAGAACGCGACGCAGCCCCGCGCUCCCCCGCCCGGCAGCGAGCUGCUGGUAGAAGACCUCACCACCACCCGGCUCUGAGCUCUGCAAGGUCACGGGGCCUCCCCUGUCUGCACCGCGCCAAGCCCUGCAAACUUCUGGAAAAACAUUUGACUUCCAACAACCACCACCGCAACCACCAUCUCCAAGAGCAGCGCUUUUUGUGUUCAGGACGGGUCCCAUUGUGUCCAGCAAUGAUCUGCGGAGAGCUACGAGCAAACAGAGCCCGCGUCUCCUCGCAGUAAGCACAGAGCAUCCCGCAGCCCAUUUGCCACCAGCCCGGAGACAGAUCUAUUUUUCGCGUCACUCCCAACCCCCCGCCAUGAGGCGCUGCUGCCCCGGGGGAUCGCUAAUGCAAGAAAUGAAAAGAGUCCAUUUUCCCCCUUCCUAUCCUUUUUUUCCACCCCCCCCACCCAUAAAUGCCGAGUGCCCGCUGCUCCUCCCGGCCUCGACCCCUGUUAAUCCACCGCCAGUUCUAAUUAACUCAUAGUGAGCCUUCGCUGUGGGUGGAUGCCGUGUUUUUACCGCACUCGUUCUGUCUCUGUACGGCCCCUGUAUCUUUGGGGAGGGCAGCCCCUGCAGAACCCCCUGCCAGGAUCUCCUCGUGUCCUGGCAGCGCUCAGGAGGAGCCCUGCGGACAGGAGUGCUUCCCACACCCCUGGGUGGGCUCCGUGCCCUGGGACAGUCGCUCUCUGUUGACACUCCUGCGGUGGAUCCCCGCUGCUGGGGGCCUGGAACGCGCUGCGUGUCCUGGGGAGCGGGGUCCCCUCGGUGCAGACGGAGCCAGGACAGAGCCGGGUGCAGAGCGCUGCGGGGAUGGAGGAGAGCGCUGGGAUGGCGAGGGUGUGACGUGGGACGCUGCCGCCUGCUCCUGGGGCUCGGGGGGGGGCUCUGGGAGCAGAGUGCUGGAAACGAGGACCCGGGGAAGUCAUCCACAGAUCCUGCUCUCAUCGGAGUGAGCUCCCAUGCAGUGCUCGGGGCUGAGACCUGUGCAGGCGAGAGAACUUCUGUGGGUCCCACACCCGGCGACCCCAACCCACGGCGAUCCGAAAUCAAUGAACUGUGGAUUUCUGCAAGCGUCAUGAUGGGCCCCAAUGGCAACGGGAAUUCUGCACAAUGAGAGAAGGACUGAACAGCACCGCAACGGCCGGACAGCCCCUCUGAUCCCGUGGGCUUCAGCUCAUCCCAUAAGCACCAGGGAUCUCCCCGCAGCGGGGUGGGAAUCUGCCAUCUCCCAUCAAGAACACCGAGGUUGUCCUGCGCUUUCCGACCAUUUUUAUGCAUUGAGACAAAAAAAAAAAAAAAAAAAA